Molecule: messenger RNA, 988 nt
Organism: Telopea speciosissima
Lineage: Eukaryota; Viridiplantae; Streptophyta; Magnoliopsida; Proteales; Proteaceae
Product: NADH kinase
Exons: 5
Coding region: 47-985 (312 amino acids)
Biological process (GO): NAD+ metabolic process; NADP+ biosynthetic process
Molecular function (GO): NAD+ kinase activity
Source: RefSeq, a predicted model, not a curated record
GAGAGAGAGAGAGAGAGAGAGAGAGAGAGAGAGAGGGAGGGAGGAAAUGUCCAGGCGACGAUUGCUUGUGUUGCUGAAGCCCGGGAACGCCUAUCGACCCAGUUGUUCGGACGGCGUCUCACGCGUUAGAAAUCCUCAAAUUCUAGGUUACUUGGAGAACAGGUGUAAGGUUCACAUGGAUGCAGUCAAAUUUUGUCAAGAUAUUUUGCGGCGAAAGGCGGUUGACUGGGAGCCUAUUUUGCGGAGUGAUCUAGUGCAACCUAUCCGCAAUGUGGAUCUGGUUGUCACUAUUGGUGGUGAUGGCACUCUUUUGCAGGCAAGUCACUUCAUGGAUGACUCGGUUCCAGUUCUAGGAGUGAACUCUGACCCCACACAAGUCAAUGAGGUGAAAGAGUUCAGUGAUGAGUUUGACGCCACCAGGAGCACUGGCUAUCUUUGUGCAGCAACUGCCGAAAACUUUGAACAAGUGUUGGAUGACAUCCUCGAGGGUUACAGGGUUCCUUGUAAAUUAACAAGGAUAUCGAUACGUGUAAACAGUCAAUUGCUGUCAACCUAUGCUCUCAAUGAUGUUCUUAUUGCACAUCCAUGUCCAGCCACAGUUUCUUGGUUCUCAUUUAGAAUCAAAGGUGAUGGCCGGUUAUGCUACCCUCUUGUGAAUUGUCGAUCAAGUGGGCUCAGAGUCUGCACUGCUGCUGGGUCUACGGCUGCAAUGUUCUCAGGAGGAGGAUUUACAAUGCCCAUUUCAAGUCAGGAACUCCAGUUUAUGGUAAGGGAACCCAUUUCACCUGGAGCAGCUAAGUCUAAGAUGCAUGGGUUUAUUAAAUCUGAUCAAUCCAUGGAUACAAACUGGUACAGUAAAGAAGGUAUGAUAUAUGUUGAUGGUUCUCAUCUAUCUCAUUCUAUUCAACAUGGAGAUACCAUUGAAAUAUCUUCGAAGGCUCCAAUCUUAAAAGUUUUCUUGCCCUCUCACCUGAUAUCAAAGUAAGUU